This is a messenger RNA of Melospiza melodia melodia, 3826 nucleotides long. RefSeq names its product POU domain, class 6, transcription factor 1-like. Gene Ontology annotation, molecular function: DNA-binding transcription factor activity, RNA polymerase II-specific; RNA polymerase II cis-regulatory region sequence-specific DNA binding. Gene Ontology annotation, biological process: regulation of transcription by RNA polymerase II. The record is from RefSeq and is a predicted model, not a curated record. Lineage: Eukaryota; Metazoa; Chordata; Aves; Passeriformes; Passerellidae.
AUGCCACCCCCGGUUGUUGGUGGCUGUCACCGCCCUGGUCACACCGGGGCUGGUAAAGCCAAAGCAGCGUCGCCCGCCCCGGUGGCCUCGAGCCCCGCCCCGAGCCAGCCCGGCGUGACACACCUGGCCGUGCAGGCCACGCCACAGGUGUUGGCUCAGGAAAGCUUAGCCACAGGUGUGACAGGAGUAAUGGUUCCGGCAGGGACAGUUACUCAACCUCUUCUUAUCCCCAUCAGUAUUGCAGGUCAGGUGACAGGCCAGCAGGCGCUGGCCCUGGUGACAAUUCCCACAGCAACGCUCGCCGCGCUCCCGGGACUGACGCGCGCACCUGCGGGGGCGAUUUUCAAACCGCCCGUAGCCAAUCUCACAGCCGCCGCCGUGCUCAGCCCCGCCGUCCCGGCCGUGCCCGCGGUGCCGGCGCCGCGCCCGCCCCCGGGGCAGCCCCCGCUGCUGCCCCAGCCCCCCCCGGCGCCCACCCCCCCAAAGGAGCCCCCGGUGGCCGUGCAGCCCCAGAUCACCGGACUGGCCUUUAACCCUGGCAUUCUCACGGCGGCUCUGGGGGCGCAGCCGCAGAUCCUGGGGUCCCUCAGCGCCCCCCCCGUGAUCGCCACCCCCCUGCCCAGCGUGCAGGGGAUCCCGGGGCAGCUGCUGAGCACCGCCCAGGGCCAGGUGAUCGGGACCCUGCCGUGGGUCGUGGCCCCCCCCGGGGUGGCCGCGGCCGCCCCCGCGCCGGCCCCGCCCAGCCUGCAGGUGACAGCGGUGACCCCGCAGCUGCUGCUGAACGCGCAGGGCCAGGUGAUCGCCACGCUGGGCGCCACGCUGGCCACGGGGACAGCCCUGGCCGCCGCCCCCCCCGCGCCCGCCCCCGGCAAGAAAAACGGCCCCGCUGAGCAGCCCCCCAUCAAGAGCGAGGUCCAGCCCAUCCAGCCGGCCCCCGCGGGGGUGGGGCCGAGCCCCCCGGCCGUGCCCAAGGUGUCGGUGCCGCCAUCGCCGGGGCCCGGCCCGGGCUCCGAGACCCCGACCGUGAGCCAGCUGGUGGCCAAGCCCCCCGCCCCGCCCAGCGCGGAGGAGGACGGGAUCAACCUGGAGGAAAUCCGGGAAUUCGCCAAGAACUUCAAACUGCGGCGCCUCUCGCUGGGGCUGACCCAGACCCAGGUGGGGCAGGCGCUGACGGCCACCGAGGGCCCCGCCUACAGCCAGUCUGCCAUCUGCAGGUUUGAGAAGCUGGACAUCAUGCUGAGUGUCCCCUGAAUGUCCCCAUGUCCCCUUAGGUUCGAGAAGCUGGACAUCACGCCCAAGAGCGCGCAGAAGCUGAAGCCGGUGCUGGAGAAGUGGCUGCGGGAGGCGGAGCAGCGGCAGCGCGAGGGGCAGCAGCACCUGCUGGAGUUCGUGGGCGGCGAGCCGGGCAAGAAGCGCAAGCGCCGCACCUCGUUCACGCCGCAGGCGCUGGAGGCGCUCAACGCGCACUUCGAGCGCAACGCGCUGCCCACGGGCGCGGAGAUCACGCGCAUCGCGCAGGAGCUGCGCUACGAGCGGGAGGUGGUGCGGGUGUGGUUCUGCAACCGCCGCCAGACGCUCAAGAACACCAGCAAGCUGAACGUGUUCCAUGUGCCCUGAGGGCCGCGCCCGGCCCGGCUCUGCCCCGCCGACACCGACACCGGGACCGGACCGGACCGGACCGGGUGCAGCAGCGCCCGGGGCGCCGGGCUGGGAGCGCUGGGAGCGCCCGCGGGUCCGCCCCGGCUCCUGCCACAGCACUUUGGGCACUGCUCUGUCCCUCUGCCACCUGGUUCCGUCACCGCACCUGUCCCCGUGUCACCUGAUUCUGUCACCGCACCUGUCCCUCUGCCACCUGGUUCUGUCACCGCACCUGUACCCGUGUCACCUGGUUCUGUCAGCGCACCUGUACCCGUGUCACCUGAUUCUGUCACCACAUCUGUACCUCUGUCCACCAUGACUGUAUCUGUGCCCAUCCCCACUCUGCCCCUCAGCAAAUACCAGUGCCCCGAGCUGGGAGCGCCCGCGGGUCCGCCCCGGCUCCAGCAGCACUUUGGGCACUGCUCUGUCCCUCUGCCACCUGGUUCCGUCACCGCACCUGUCCCUGUGUCACCUGUUCCAUCAACACACCUGUCCCUGUGUCACCUGUUCCAUCACCACACCUCUACCUGUGUCACCUGGUUCUGUCACCGCACCUGUCCCUGUGUCACCUGUUCCAUCAACACACCUCUACCUGUGUCACCUGGUUCUGUCACCACACCUGUGCCUGUGUCACCUGGUUCUGUCACCGCGUCUGUCCCUGUGUCACCUAUUCCAUCAACACACCUGUCCCUGUGUCACCUGGUUCCGUCACCGCACCUGUACCUGUGUCACCUGGUUCUGUCACCGCACCUGUUCCUGUGUCACCUAUUCCAUCAACACACCUGUCCCUGUGUCACCUGGUUCUGUCACCGCACCUGUCCCUGUGUCACCUAGUUCCAUCACCACACCUGUGCCUGUGUCAACCAUGCCUAUACCCCUGUCCAGCACACCUGCAGCUGUGCCCAGGUCCUUACCUGUGUCCACCAUGCCCAUACCUGUGUCCACCACACCGGUACCCAUGUCUACCAUGCCUGUAGCUGCGUCUACCACACCUGUACCUGUGUCCAGCACACUUGUGCUUGUGUUCAACCCCACUCUGCCCCUCAGAGACUCCCACAUGCCCUAAACUGGGAGCGCUGGGAGCGCCCUGUGUCCUCCCAGGCUCCUGCCAGCAGCACUUUGGGCACUGUUCCGUCCCUCUGCCACCUGGUUCUGUCACCACACCUGUCCCUCUGCCACCAUGCCCAUACCUGUGUCCACCAUGCCUGUAUCUGUGUCCACCACACCCAGACCUGUGUCCACCACACCUAUACCUGUAUCCAGGCCCUCACUUGUGUCCAUCAGCCCAGACCUGUGUCCAACAUUCAACGUCUUCCACAAGCUCUGAACUGGGAGCACUGGGAACAUCCCAGUUCCCAGUCACAGUCCCCCCUGACCACCUGCCAUCAGCCCUUCGGCCGCUGGUUUUGUCCCUUUGGUCACUGGUUUUGUCCCUUUGGCCACCCCUGUGUCCCUCUAGCCCUGUGCCUGUACCUGUGCCUGUACCUGUGCCCACCCCCCUGUGCCCUCAGCACCCUGAACUGGGAGCACUGGGAAUCCCUCUGUGUGUCCCACCAGUCACAGCCCCCUGAUCUCCAGCCAUCAGCACUUUGGCCACUGGAUUUGUCCUUUUGGCCACAGAUUUUGUCCCUUUGGCCAUGGAUUUGUCCCUUUGGCCACUGGAUCUGUCCCUUUGGCCACAGAUUUUGUCCCUUUGGCCAUGGACUUGUCCCUCUGUCCCGUGCCUGUACCUGUGCCCACCUGUGCCUGUGUGUGCCCCCUGGUCCCUCCUCUCACACACGACCCCCCCUGUGACACAUAUGGUGACAGACCCCACCCCGAGUGUCACCCACCCACCCACAAUCAGCGAUUUCCAUUUUCCCGGGUUUUGCCCUUUUCCCUGUGUUUCUGAGGCGAUGUCACGGCUCACCGGGGGUGACCCCAAAUUUAUGUCACCCCCACAUUGCGGGUCCCCCGCCUCGUGAGGGGCUUCUGGGGGUGAUCCCCCACCUUGGGGACGUCCCGUGGGUGGAUUUUGGGGACAUCUCCGCCGGGUUUGGGGGGCGUGAACCCCAAAGCAGAGGCAGCGCCCCCUCCUCAGCUCCCCCUGCCCUGAGCGAUUGGGGGGGACACGGGGGCGCCCGCUGGGGCCGCGGCAGACUGAUGCACUUGAUGUAGUGGUGUGAAAUAAACAGUAUUUUUCUUUUUU